AUGAACAGUGAUUUGGUCAUUAAAUCUGCUUCAUUGGCAAUAGAGCAGACCAGAGAAGCUCAAAAUAUAGAAAAGACAAUUCAACUUAUUGAAAAAUCACUUAAAGAAAAUUCAAGUAUUAUUGAUGAAUUCGAAACUAACACUCCAACAGUAAAGAGCGUUAUUUCUGAAAACAAGCAAAAGGAUGAGAUCAUUAAAAAGAAACGUGAAGAAUUACUUCAGCUACAAAAUGCUUUAAUUAAAAUAAAAACACUUCACAAGAAAGAUGACAAAGAUACAUUAGAGUCUUGGGAGCCAGUUCCAAUAGUUGUUAAUCGUAUCCAAGAUUUAGUUAUGAAACUAUCCGAAACUGCAAUUAACGAUAAAACAGUCGCAAUUCCAAUUCUCUCGAUCUUCAAAGUCAACGACGCAUUAAAUACUCUUUUUGAUAUAUCCUCCUCUGAAGGUUUUAUUAACGAAACCGAAGAAGAAAAGCAAAAGAGAUUAGAGGACUACGCAAAUAAGCAGAAGCAUAUAUUAGAAAUUCUUAAGAAGUAUGUUAAUGAAGAUGAGGGAGCUGAAGCUUAA
Molecule: messenger RNA, 567 nt
Organism: Trichomonas vaginalis G3
Lineage: Eukaryota; Parabasalia; Trichomonadida; Trichomonadidae
Exons: 1
Coding region: 1-567 (188 amino acids)
Source: RefSeq, a predicted model, not a curated record